This is a messenger RNA of Myotis myotis, 1649 nucleotides long. It is a transcript of the gene GJD2, whose product is annotated as gap junction protein delta 2. NCBI's taxonomy places the organism in Eukaryota, Metazoa, Chordata, Mammalia, Chiroptera, Vespertilionidae. Gene Ontology annotation, cellular component: connexin complex. Bases 33 to 998 code for a protein of 321 amino acids. The record is from RefSeq and is a predicted model, not a curated record. The transcript is spliced from 2 exons. Gene Ontology annotation, biological process: cell communication.
ACUCUUUGUCUGCUGCCUCCGGAUGCACAGCGAUGGGGGAAUGGACCAUCUUGGAGAGGCUGCUGGAAGCCGCGGUGCAGCAGCACUCCACUAUGAUCGGGAGGAUCCUGUUGACUGUGGUGGUGAUCUUCCGGAUCCUCAUUGUGGCCAUUGUGGGGGAGACAGUGUACGAUGACGAGCAGACCAUGUUUGUGUGCAACACCCUGCAGCCUGGCUGUAACCAGGCCUGCUAUGACCGCGCCUUCCCCAUCUCCCACAUACGUUACUGGGUCUUCCAGAUCAUAAUGGUGUGUACCCCCAGUCUCUGCUUCAUCACCUAUUCUGUGCACCAGUCCGCCAAGCAGCGAGAACGCCGCUACUCUACCGUCUUCCUAGCCCUGGACAGAGACCCCCCUGAGUCCAUGGGUGGUCCUGGAGGAACUGGGGGUAUGGGCAGUGGUGGUGGAAAACGAGAAGAUAAGAAGAUGCCAAAUGCCAUCGUCAAUGGGGUGCUGCAAAACACAGAGAACACCAGCAAAGAGACGGAGCCAGAUUGUUUAGAGGUUAAGGAGCUGACCCCACACCCGUCAGGGCUGCGCACUGCAGCGCGAUCCAAGCUCCGAAGGCAGGAAGGCAUCUCCCGCUUCUACAUUAUCCAAGUGGUGUUCCGAAAUGCCCUGGAGAUUGGGUUUCUGGUGGGCCAAUACUUUCUCUAUGGCUUCAGCGUCCCAGGGUUGUAUGAGUGUGACCGCUACCCCUGCAUCAAGGAGGUGGAGUGUUAUGUGUCCCGGCCUACUGAGAAGACCGUCUUCCUAGUGUUCAUGUUUGCUGUGAGUGGCAUCUGUGUUGUGCUCAACUUGGCCGAACUCAACCACUUGGGUUGGCGCAAGAUCAAGCUGGCUGUGCGAGGGGCCCAGGCCAAGAGAAAGUCAGUCUAUGAGAUCCGCAACAAGGACCUGCCCCGGGUCAGUGUUCCCAACUUUGGCAGGACUCAGUCCAGUGAUUCUGCCUACGUGUGAAGGGACAGGUUUGGGGAAGGCCCAGGGGAUGACAGGUAGCCCUGAGGCAGAUGGCUGUUUGAGAGUGGCUAACAUCUGCCCUCAAUUAUUUGACUCUCACUAUUGAGAUACAGGAAAAGGUUGGUUAGGAGAAGAUGUUGCAUCAAUGGGAGAGGAGAGAAAGAAUCAUUAGGACGUCACACCACUGGUUCCACAGAGACAAUUGGGGAGAGUGAUGAGAUGGAUGAGCUGGCCUUUGUUGGAUCUUUUAACUUUAUGGCCAAGUCUGAUCUUGAUAACAGUGGACUUGUACAGCUACAAACUAGGACUUAGCUCUGCUGAGUUCUGCAUCCUGGUGAAUGGUGUAAGUGAAAUUCUUCAUUGGUACAAGAUUUGUGACUUAUCUCAACACAUCCCUUCAUCCUAGGCUGCAAGACAAACAUCCUUGAGGCAUUCUUCAUGUAUCUCCCUGAUCAGCAUGCCCCUUUCCUCAACCCAAGAUAGCAUGCCAGCUUUUUUUUUUUUUUUUAAAUCUGGCCUUACAGUAGACCUAAUAUGGUUUACCUGCAAGCUAGAGGGAAUUACUUGGGAUGCUUUUUUGGAGAAUGGUCAUGACAAAGGCUUGCAUUAGAGUCCCAUAUGACUGGCCCUUAGUCAUUAUGAAAACCUUAG